UGAUUCGCACACCCUGCAUAAAAGCAGGCGGCUUCGCUGAGAGCAAACAUCUCCUUGCACCCCAGCCGAGCGAGGCGGACGAGGUCUGGAGCUGCCUGCAGCAGUGGGCAGGACCGCGGGGACAGGCAGGGCUGCCCGCCCGGGUGGCGGGAGUCACCCGCAGCGAUAGGCACCGUGCCAGCCCUCCUCCAAGGCUGGCUCACCCAGCAGACCGGCUGCAGUGCUGCCAGGGACCGGGAGGCCUGCCGGCAUCUCUGCCUCUGCCCAUUUACAUGGGCAGCCACGGAGGUGGGGCCGAGCUGCUCUUUCCCUCUCCACAGCAUCCGACGGUGCGGGAGAGUGAGCACUCGGGGUAGUGAUUAACGGGAGCGGCUUCAACCCUCACCGGGACGAGAUGGGGAGGAAGCUGGACCUCUCCAAGCUAACCGAUGAAGAAGCCAAGCACGUUUGGGAAGUCGUUCAACGAGACUUUGAUCUGCGGAAAAAAGAGGAGGAACGGCUGGAGGAGCUAAAAUGCAAGAUCAACCAGGAGAGCAGCAAGAGAGAGUUCCUGACAAAUCAGUCACACCUCAAUGAAACCCACUGUGUCCACUGCCUCCAGCCCUUCAAGUUCCUGCUCAACAGCAAGCGGCAGUGCCAGGACUGCCACUUCUACACCUGCAAGAACUGCAGCCGCUACAACAAGAAGGAGCAAGGCUGGGUCUGCGAUCCCUGCCGCCUCUCCAGGAUCGUGAAGAUCGGUUCCCUGGAGUGGUACUAUGAACAUGUGAGAUCCCGUUUCAAGAGGUUUGGAAGUGCCAAGGUGCUGCAGUCUCUCUACGGCAGGCUGCAGCCGGGGCAUGGCGCCAACUCCGCAUUUCUAGGUCGUCAGGACAGAGUUUACAGCCUGCCAGACAUUAACAGUGAGUGCCAGCUCUUCACCAGUGGUGACAUUGGGGAUGACAAUAAUGAUGAAGACAAUGUCCUUUGCGGAGCUGAAGCAGAGUGCUACAGCAGAAUGUGCAAAACAAAGCGCCUGCUGUCUGUGCAUCCCUUUGAUUUUGAACUGGACUCGGAGUACUCUGCUCAGUCUCGUCGCCAGUCUGUACAGCUCCCUCCAGCAGCCAGCAGCCCGGACGCUUUCCAGGAGCAGGGACCAGGCAGGAUCCCUCCAGAGCAGCACUUCAGCACAGAGGUUCGGCUCACCGUCAACUCGCGGAGAAGGAGCCUGGAAAGAAAUGCCAGACCUGACAGCCCCUGGAACGAGCAGCCCCGGUCCCGGUACUCUGCAGACAUGGACACCUCUGAUGAGGACAUGAAGGAAGCCCAGUUCCCGGCCUACCCACCCCACCAUGUGAAACGACGUAACAGAGCCUCUUCCCAGGAGAAUGCCAGCCACUCUGGGAACCAGAUCCAUGAGCUCAACAAACGCAUGUCUGCAAUCGAACGCGUGCUGAACCGCUUGGAGGAAAAGAUCCUGGCGAGCUCUGAGGAGUCUCCAGCCCCAGACUCCCAGCUUGAUCCCGAUGCAGAGGAGGAGGAGUUGAAGAGGAAGCUGGAGGAGUUAGCCAGAAACAUCAGUGACAAGGAAGUCUCUUCUGAAGAAGAGGAGCAUGAAGAAAAGAAGAGAGCAAAGAAACCUGAGAUGAGUCCCUCCAGUCAUGACAUGGCCAGAGAUGCUCGAAAGAGGUCAUCAGCUCAGGCUUUGAGCGAAAUCACGGCCAAAGUGCUGAGAACCAUAAACACCACAGAGAAAGCGGUGUGUGAGUUGUAUGGAGAGAACCAGUGCACCGGUGGCUGUGUCCUCCCCGCAGGGCAUCCUCCCAGCCUGGGAGAUGGGAAAGAGGUGGCCGAAGCGUACCGUGAGCUUGAAGAAAAUGUGUAUCUGACUGCUGGGAAGACCUUCCGGCUUGAGAACACCCUGAAAGAGCUUGAAGAAGGGGCUCAGCACAGCGGCACGACUGACUCGGAGCUGUCAGAGCUGGAGGAUAAAGUGGCCUCAGCAGCUGCUCAGGUGCAACAGGCAGAGAACGAGGUUUCCGACAUCGAAUCUCGGAUUGCGGCUCUGUCAGCUGCGGGGCUGACAGUGAAGUCAGUGGAAAAGGCAAGGAAGAAGUCGACUGGGCAGGCUGCCUGCCUCCACUCUCCCGGUCCCGCCAGCAGCAGUCCCGGGGAGUCUUCGGAUGACGUUAAAGCGAUGCCUGGACUGCAGGGGUUCAGGAGGAAGUUCAACAGUCCCCUCGAAAUCACUGGUCUUGACGACUCCUUUGACCGCAACUCUGUUUACCGUGGCUCCCUGACGCAGAGAAACCCCAACGGGAAGAACAGAAGAGUGGAGAGGCUCUUUGCGAAGCCUGUGAUGACCCACCUGUCCUGAGGAGAGGGGGAACCUCCUGCCACUGCAUUUCACUGAUGCAAGACCUCAGCGCAAAGCCUCACUGCCUUCCCCACAACUCCUGCUCUUCCUUCUGCCAUCUCCAUCUCUCCCUGAAGCCCCGGACAGAAGGGGAGCCAGUGGUUGUGGGCAGGAAGCCUUGCUGGUAGCUGCCAGGGAGAGGAGCAAGGCACUGGGGUGCAGACCCAUGGCUAGGGGCUCUCAUGGGAGGAUGCAGGCAUGAUACCUUUGCUUAAGACUGCUUUUUGGUAGCAGGUUAACCAAGGGGACCAGAGAGGUGCAGAGAAGGAGUGACUUCCUCGGAGGGAGCUGGAUGCCAGUGUGCCUUUCCAGCAUGGGGACCAGGGGCAGUGGUACCUUGUCAAAAGCUGUCAGUGCCUGUCCCUGCUCGCUCAGCUGCUGGUGCUGAGUGGUGACAGGAGCUGACAGUGGGUGCAGGAUGCCCUUGGGUACCUCAGGUAAAGCAGGGACCCAGGCACCCUGGGCUGGGAUUCACAUCCCAGUGCUGGUCCCAACUCCCUGCAGUGUCCCUUGGAGCAUCUCCUCCCUUCCCUGAGCAGCAAAGCAGGGUGAGAGCAGUGCUGGCUCCCUCCCAGUGAGCACUUGGCCAACAGGUCUUUGCACAAAGUCAUGCAAACACCCACGGAGGCUUCUUGCCAUCGUGUCUGAAGCAACCGUGACCAUGUGGGGAUGUGAGCAAGGCAAGGCUUGCGGGAAGUGGUGGCAAGAAAGGCUGGAGGGCUUGUUGGGGGUCAGUUGUUUUUUACAGCACUCAAAGAUAUCCCCUCUCCAUGUAAGGCUAUAUUAGCAAGUUCAGAAGGACUCCAGAAGGACUGUGUAGGUGCUCCCUUGGAGGCUUUCCCCACCCUGCAGAGGGGUGAGCCCAUACCAAGAGGCACUUUGGAUGUCCCCUGUCCUGAUGAUGGAAUUGUAGAACCUGAUAGGACCAUCCGAUCCUUUGGAGGGGCUGUGAUGGCUUUUGGGAGCUGCAGUGGCCCUGGGUUCGUAGCAGGUGACAGCAGAUUUGGUAGCGCCCUCCCUUCAAUACCACAAUUGCUUGUUUUCCUCAGCAAUUAAUUCUGCGCAUCCCUGUGGAGCAGUGUCUGUCCCCAUACCCGUCGGGAUGGGGAGGGGGCUGCUUUCUCUUGCAGGUCACUUUGAAGGAGAUUCUUGUUAAAAGAUUUUGCUCGGUACCUGCUGGUCCCUGUUCUUUAUAGCCCCAAUCUCCCUCCCUCUGCAGCGGGCGAUGCUGGACGGAUCGCUCACAGCCAGAGCAGGUAUGUCAGACCAGUGCUGGCAGUUCCCCAUCAAUGGCUAGACAGGCUGGACUGGUUUAGGCUAUUCCUGUGCAUAUGAACUAAACCCACUUUAAUUAUGAGUAGUAGCGUGAAUUCUCAUCCAAGUAACACUUACGUUUAGCUUUCACAGUAGAAGAGGCUCCUAACUGCCUAGAAAUGGUUCCAUGGUCAUCCCGGAGCAGUCCAUAGGCUGGGAUUCCCAGCUGGAAACAAAACCACUUUCUUAUUUUUAAAUGAAAUCCUUCAAAAGGGUAAGUGCAAACUGCUGCCAUUGUAGAAACUCUCCCAGGCACCGCAGCAUUAUCGGGUCCAUCUCUUGCUGCUCAGCCAGCCUCAGUGCUAGGAUAGCAGCUCCUUGGCUAGCAUCCUAGAAGAGAGCUCCAUGAAGAUCUGGGCAAUGCUAUGGGUUUGCACCCACCCUUCUGCUGUCAGGGUUCAGCCUUUGCCCCAACCGUAUCUCUUGCUGUAUCUGGUUUCAGCCAUAACUCAAGUCCUUCCACACAACUGCUCGGAUGCUUGACCCUGAGAAGUAGUCCUUGCAGUGAGCCUCAGCAGGGCAAGUUAAGGCAUCUUUCAGGCUUUUUAGUCAUCCACGUUGUUUUUUGCUGGUUUCCUGCCCCAUCUGCCCGUGUAGAGAUUAUAUAUAUGUAUACAAAAUCAUGCAAUAAAGCCAAUAUUGUGUCCAGAACCUGGGA
This is a messenger RNA of Strigops habroptila (Kakapo), 4367 nucleotides long. RefSeq names its product melanophilin (gene MLPH). Gene Ontology annotation, molecular function: actin binding; small GTPase binding; myosin binding. NCBI's taxonomy places the organism in Eukaryota, Metazoa, Chordata, Aves, Psittaciformes, Psittacidae. The record is from RefSeq and is a predicted model, not a curated record. Gene Ontology annotation, biological process: intracellular protein transport. The coding region runs from base 395 to 2356 and encodes 653 amino acids. The transcript is spliced from 17 exons. Gene Ontology annotation, cellular component: cortical actin cytoskeleton.